Molecule: messenger RNA, 2665 nt
Organism: Cryptomeria japonica (Japanese cedar)
Lineage: Eukaryota; Viridiplantae; Streptophyta; Pinopsida; Cupressales; Cupressaceae
Exons: 3
Coding region: 691-2187 (498 amino acids)
Molecular function (GO): acetylglucosaminyltransferase activity
Source: RefSeq, a predicted model, not a curated record
UUAAUCCGGUUAUUUUGUUAACUGAAACCAGUGAUUUUGAAGGGAUUAAGUAGGAAGAAUUUGCUGUAAACAAGUCAACUUAGAGCUUGAGUAAUUCGAAAAUGGCCGGCGUGGUGGACGAGGAUUUGGUGCGGUUCUGUAAUUUGUGAGUUACGUGUCAGUAGAUAAAUGGGUUCUGAGACAUCUGUCUUCAUAAAAAGCUUUCAAUCUGAAGAGAAAACAGUUCCUUGACCAAGGGAACGGGUCUGCCAAUUUGCCGUGUUUCCAGUGCAGAGAAAAAAUCGCCUUCAUACGUGUCAGAAAUGGAUUCUACGGCUGCCAUUAUAGAGACUGGAUCCGCCAAACGGAACAUCCGGAACAAAAUGUUAUUUUAGCUCGGAGUCUGUUACCGCGAAUUAAAGAUUUUGGGUGGAGAAUAUUUGUUUUUCAGAUUUCAUAUCCAGCCAUUAUUGAAUAGCGCAAUUUGGCGCGUUAUAGAGCUGUAAUUACUGUGGCCGGCUGGGAGGUGAUCCAAAUUUGGGGGAAAUAAGUACAAGCGAUAGAAAUUUCCGCAUUUUAUAUUCUCUGUUGCGCCGGCCGUGGCGGCCUUGGUUUUGAGGGGUGGGGUUGUGAAAGUUUGUUGGAAGUUAUAAACCCUGGUUUUGAGGGGUUUUCGUGGGCUGAAUUUUCGUGCUUUAUAGGAUUUUCAGUAUGCAGAGGAAAGGAGAUCUGGAGGAAAGCCCGAGGGCGAGAACAAAUGUGUUUGAAAUGUUGAGGCAAUUGUGCUGGAAGGGCAGUGGAGCGGUAGCGCUUGGCUGGGGUUUCUAUGUGCUUUUUCUGGUGCUUUCUACUCAUCCCUGUUGGGAGUCUUCAGAUUGCUGGGCGGCGCUCUUCAUUGGCAGCCAGGGAGCCACAAAAUUUGCUGCAACACAGACAAUAAGGUCGUCUGGAAAGACUUCGAGUGGAAGUGCUACUGGUUUGGAGCAUAUUGUGUUCGGCAUCGCGGCUUCUGCUGAUAAAUGGAAGUGGCGGAAAGAGUAUAUUGAUUUGUGGUGGAAACAGGGGAAAAACAGGGGAUUUGUGUGGCUCGACCGCGAGACCUCUGAGCCGUGGCCGGUAAAUUCUCCUCCGUUUAAAAUCUCGGAGGACACUUCGCGCUUUAAGUUUACUCACCCUAAUGGAUACCGUUCUGCUAUUCGGAUUUCGCGAAUUGUGUCAGAGACAUUCCGAUUGGGGUUGCCGGAUGUCCGGUGGUUCGUCAUGGGAGAUGAUGAUACGGUGUUCUUUACGGAGAAUCUUGUCAAGGUUUUAGGUAAAUAUGAUCAUAAUCAGUAUUAUUAUAUUGGCAGCAAUUCCGAGUGCGCAGAGCAGAAUAUGGUGCAUUCUUUCAGCAUGGCGUAUGGUGGAGGAGGAUUUGCGAUAAGUUAUCCGCUGGCGAAAGCUCUGGCCAGAAUUCAAGAUGAGUGCCUGGACAGAUAUUCGUCAUUGUACGGCAGCGAUCAGCGGGUGCACGCCUGUUUGGCAGAGCUCGGGGUGCCUCUCACGAAAGAGCCCGGUUUUCACCAGGUGGAUCUGCACGGCAAAUUGUUGGGUAUUUUGGCGGCGCAUCCUUUAACACCGUUAGUUUCCCUCCACCAUCUGGAUGUGGUGGCGCCGCUGUUCCCAAACAUGAGCCGGGUGGAGGCGCUGCAGCAUCUGAUGAAGGCUGUGAAGGCCGAUCCGGAUCGUGUUGUGCAGCAGAGCAUGUGUUAUGACAGAAGAAGGAACUGGACAUUGUCUGUCUCUUGGGGAUACAGUGUGCAGAUAUACGGCCGUAUAAUGCUCCCGCGCCUUCUGGAAUAUCCGCUGGAAACCUUCAAGUUUUGGAUGGGUUGGGCGCGCUUCCCCUUUGUGUUUAACACCCGCCCAUUGUCGCAAGACCCAUGCCAAAAUCCCAGUGUUUUGUAUAUGGAGACCAUGAAUGAUUCCGGUUCCCCAGAAAUUUUUAGCAGCUAUACUAGGCAGGCAGAGGUAGGAGAGAAGAGUUGUAACGCCACUGUUAAUAAUCCCGAAGAGAUAAAGAGGGUUAGAAUUGUGUCCCACAAAAUAAUUGUUGAUUGGAGACAGGCUCCGAGGAGGCAGUGCUGUGACCUGGUUUCCUCUGGAAAAUCUGACAUUGAAAUUAGUAUCAGAAAUUGUAGGGAGGGAGAAUCAAUGUCUCCCCCUUAAUUGGUUGCAUAAAGUUUUCGUUUUUGUCUUUUCCCCUGUAGAUAAAUAUGCCCAUUGCAGAAUUUAUUUUACUUCACAAUUUAUCCAAGUGGGCAAUGUAUAAGAUACGUUGGUGUGGUGGCGUGAAUUUAGUUCUAUGAAUAAUGAGAGGCAGAGCAGCAACAUGAGAAUUAAAUUGAACGGACAUUUUCCAUUGGAAAGUAUUUGUGUCCAUUUUCUAAUUUUUCUCUGGUUUGUUGUCACCAACGGUCAAAUUAGCACAAGGAUGUGCCGGCCACUCAGUCUGACAAAUAUUCAAAAUACGUUUUGCACAAUUUUUGUUACUUGUUCAUCAGGUUAACUUAUCAUGCCCAGCGGGAAGAUGAUAAAGAUAACUGUAUGGAUUAUGGGUUCUUUACAUUUUCAUGGUGGGUCAUAGAAUAUGAUUCUAAAUAUUUAUGUAAAUUUUUUUUAUACAAAAUAGAGAUAUCAUUUUUCA